Nezara viridula (southern green stink bug) is the source of this 570-nucleotide messenger RNA. NCBI's taxonomy places the organism in Eukaryota, Metazoa, Arthropoda, Insecta, Hemiptera, Pentatomidae. The record is from the annotation of a GenBank genome assembly.
AUGUUCCUGCAAGUGCUAGCCGCCGCGGCUCUGCUCCUCCAAGUCUUCGCCUACGAGCGGCUUCCCUGGCACCAGUACUACAAGCCUUCCUUGCAGAGAUGGGAGCCGGCAAGCAGUGGAAGACCAGCACGAACCCGGGCCGGGUACGGGAGGUACAGGAUGGUCCCAGGAGGUGCAGAGCUAACCUGCCAGUUUCCCUCAAAUUACAACAUAAUUUCGAACAUCAUCUGGGAGCGGGCCGACAUGGGCGCCCUGAAGAGCCUGGACGAGCUGUACAAGAGGGCCGGCGAAGAGCAGGAGUACCGAGUGGUGUCCUGGAGGAGCGGCUCGCGGCUCCAGCUGAGGGCCCCCGGCUUGCUGGCCCGCGGCCUCUACAGGUGCAUCGCCACCGCCGCCGGCCCCGACCACCGCCGCCACCUCACCCUCUUCCAGGACGUCCCGUUCUAUCCCGCCGUAGGGUCUGGUUGGCGAUCAGGUCACGUAAACGGACGUUGUUGUAGGAGCCUCAGUUAUGACGAUUUCAGUCACCAGUCAGCAUAUGUGUUGGAGUCAUUGCUAUAUUAUGACUGA